Striga asiatica is the source of this 630-nucleotide messenger RNA. Lineage: Eukaryota; Viridiplantae; Streptophyta; Magnoliopsida; Lamiales; Orobanchaceae. The record is from the annotation of a GenBank genome assembly.
AUGUUGCUGGUGAAGUUGUUAAGAUUUCUGGAGCCAAAGGGCCCGUAUCGUAGUUUACGAAGAGAUCUCCAAGAAGCAGUGCUGGGAGAGGGCACAUUAAAACGUGAAACAGAUUCAAGAAAGAGCAACAUUUGUGAGACCCAAAUAAGCAGUUCUCAUUCGAUGAAGUCUACACCAACUCACAGGUCUACUAAGGUGAAUAAAUCCGUGACUUGCGCGCCUGAUGCUGCACCUCUUCCCAUGGCUUCUUCACCGGGUUCCUCAUCCACGAAAUUCUUGGUUUCUUCUUCUAUUGGAACCCCUGAUAAUGCCACACCAGCAGAAAAUUCUGAUCAUGUCCAUGUGAACAGUACAAAUACUUCCCCUGAAGAUAUGGCAAAAGUGAAUGUUGAUGCACCCUGGGUAGAACGAUAUCGCUCCUUGUUGAGUUUGUUGAAAACUUUGGAUCAGUCGGACAAACAUGAAUAUCUCAGCAGGCAAGCUGUUCAACUUGAGAAACAAUCAAUGAAGCUUUCAAUGGAGGAAGCAAAAGAGAUUGAACGAGUCGGGCUGUUGGACGUGUUGGGUGAACGUAGGAAGAGGGUUGUCUGUAAAGCUUCUUCUAGUGAGCAAGAUGAGCUACACAAGUGA